ACUCCAAUUCACGAGCAAAUACUGUCCAAAGUUUCUAGUUGCAAGCCUGUUUUGAAACCUAAAAGAUGUCGCAAGAAUAAGUUUAAUCGUUUAUAUCGAACUGAAGACGGCACCUGUAACAAUUUCCGUCAAACAACAUGGGGUGCAGCUCCAACCCUUUUUCGCCGCGCUAUACCAUCAAGAUAUGCUAACUAUAUUAACAAGCCUGUUGGUUGGAGCCAUGCAAACUAUCUACCAAGCCCAAGAUUGGUAUCUAAUCGCGUAAUUUCGUCAAGAAAAAUUACACUAUCAUCAAGAUAUACCGAUUUAAUGAUGCAUUGGGGUCAAUUUAUUGACCAUGAUCUAACUUUAACAGUUACCGUAGAUAAAAAAAUUGAAAAAAUUUGUAGUCAAAGUUGUAAGAAAUAUAGCCAUUGCUUUCCUAUACCUGUCAGCAAGCAAGAUAGUAAAUUUUCUUGCGAGAAAUGCUUACAAUUUACACGCGCAGCUGCUGCUUGUGGUACAGGAUUAACAAGUAUUGUCUACGGAUCUGCUCGGCCACGAGAGCAAAUAAAUGGUAUUACAGCAUUUAUUGAUUCGUCCAAUGUCUAUGGAUCAUCGAAAAAGGAAUCCAAUUUAUUGCGUAAGCGUCGAUCGAAAGGCCUAUUAAAGGUAGGUAAACGCGUCAGUCGUGGUAAAUUUCUAUUGCCAUUUGCUAAAAAAGGGCAAACAGAGUGCCAACCUAGCGAUAUCCUGAAGCCAUGCUUUUUAGCAGGCGAUAAAAGAGCUAAUGUUCAGAUAGGUCUGACAGCAAUCCAUACCAUUUGGGUUCGAGAGCACAACCGUAUUGCUAAGAGAUUGGCAAGAAUCAAUCCAAGGUGGAACUCUGAUCGAGUGUAUCAGGAAACUCGCAAGAUUGUCAUCGCUCAAAAUCAACACGUUAUUUUCUACCACUAUCUUCCAAAAUUGCUAGGAGUUACCUUUCCUACGUUGAUACCAGAUUAUUCCGGUUAUAAGAAACGAGUGGAUCCUUCAAUAAUGGCUUCUUUUGCAGCUGCAGCUUUCCGCAUUGGACAUACACUUAUCAAUCCAGUACUGCAUCGUUUAGAUAGCAAUUACCAGCCAAUACCACAAGGAAGUAUCCGUUUGAAAGAUGCUUUUUUUGCACCACAUCGAAUUCUCAACGAAGGUGGAAUUGAUCCCAUUUUAAGAGGCAUAACUGGUAAAUACGGAAAACUAAAGUCGCCAAGUCGUUUGGUCUCUAAGGAAGUAACGGAUCAUCUCUUUGAAGUAGAUCAUCAAAUGGCAAUGGAUUUAGCUUCAUUAAAUAUCCAACGUGGCCGAGAUUUUGGUCUGCCUAGUUAUAAUACCUGGAGAAAGCGAUGUGGAUUAAGAAAAGCAAGGAGAUUCUCACAAUUAUCUGGUGAAAUUGAUCGUAAAACUAUUGCUAAACUAGCUCAGGUAUAUGAUCAUCCAAAUGAUAUUGACUUAUGGGUAGGUGGUGUUAGUGAAAAGAACAUUCGUAAAGGUGUAAUGGGACCAACAUUUGCCUGCAUUAUUGCAAAGCAAUUUAUUAAAAUUCGAGAUGGUGAUCGAUUUUGGUAUGAAAAACCAGGAGUUUUCACUUCUCAACAAUUAAGGCAGAUAAAGCAAUCUUCGUUAGCAAGAGUUAUUUGCGACAACAGUGAUGGUAUAACUCGGAUACAGGAAGACGUAUUCCGCGAUUAUAAUACAACCGGCAAUGCUUUUGUUGAUUGCAAUACUAUCCCUCGCAUCAAUUUAAGGAAAUGGAAAGAUUAG
Molecule: messenger RNA, 1779 nt
Organism: Trichoplax adhaerens
Lineage: Eukaryota; Metazoa; Placozoa; Uniplacotomia; Trichoplacea; Trichoplacidae
Exons: 1
Biological process (GO): response to oxidative stress
Molecular function (GO): peroxidase activity; heme binding
Source: RefSeq, a predicted model, not a curated record